Verticillium alfalfae VaMs.102 is the source of this 3042-nucleotide messenger RNA. RefSeq lists its product as hypothetical. The coding region runs from base 1 to 3042 and encodes 1013 amino acids. The transcript is spliced from 4 exons. Lineage: Eukaryota; Fungi; Ascomycota; Sordariomycetes; Glomerellales; Plectosphaerellaceae. The record is from RefSeq and is a predicted model, not a curated record.
AUGACCUCCCCAUCCCAGCAGAACACCAACGACGAGACCGACUCCCACGAUGCCGUCCUGGACCGCGCAUAUCUGAACGGCAGCCCUGCCAUCGAAGAGAUUGAGAACAAGCACAUCACCAGCGUCGAAGACCACAUCAACUCGGCAGAUGUUAGUGUCAGCGGAGGCUCCGACACGGAGGCGUCCCGCGGCGACUCGGCCUCUGCGACCAAGAGCACCGAUGGCGACAAGGGCCACCUGCGCAGCUCGUCUACCGUCAAGAAACCCGCCACCUUCAAGGCCGUCUCUGUGAACAAGAAGUUUCUCGCCGCCUCCAAGAGCGCGCCUUCCAACCCCGCCGCGAAACCCAGCGACAAGACAAACGCGGCCUCGGGCCUCAGCGCUGCGCCCUCCUCAUCCUCUACCCUGUCGGCAUCCCGUCCGCGACUCGUCGCCAAGUCGGGCGCUGCAGGUUCUGUCAACAAGUUUUCUUCCUCCUCCAACGGUGGACAGGCAGCAUCCGGCCCUGAUGCCAGCGCCGUCUGGAACAAGAAUCGACAUACCAUCACCUGGACCGACGGCACCAAGGUCACUUUACCGGCGCAGCCCGAGGAACAGGCAGUGCAGGCCCCAGAGCCUGUUCCGGUUCCAGCCGUCGUCAAGGACAAAGCGCAGUUGAUCGAGCCCUCCAAGUCGCCAGCGCCUACAGAAACAGCGACAUCACUGCCCAAGUCUAGCGGACUUCCCUCUGGCAAGGGCAUGAUUCUGAAGCCCGGUUCUGUCGAGAAGCCCACGUUCGUCGCGAAGCCGCCGGCGCCCGCGAGUCCUGCCAAAUCUCCUUGGGCCAAACUUCCUCCCGUCGAAAAGUCGUCACCUGCCGCUGCUGAAUCACCAUUCACCCAUCCUCCGAAUCACCACCGUCUAUCUACCAGGGAUGGCCUACAGCCCAGUAUAUCACCUCCCCCGCCCGCGAGAGAAAUCGCUGCCGACGACUUCAGCAGAUCAGCAUGGCGUGAGGGAGGCGCGGCCGGCAACCGCGAGCUGUACAACUCGCAGUCUGGCCGCUAUGAGCCUGUAGGGGACCGAAGAGGCUCAUUCCGCGCCGACCCGCAUGCGCGACAUCCGGCCGUGAUGCAACGUCCUCACCAUGACCAUCCCGAGCCGUCAGCCGCGUUCCAGACCAGCCGCGCAGCCCAGGAGGGAUCCUACGGACGCCGCCGUGGUAGCUCCAACGUCGGAAACGUUCCAUAUUCCCAGCGAAUGCAUGACCAGCCACCGAAUGCCCGUAGACCCUCAUUCGCCGUCUCCAUUGACGGUCCUGUCUCGCCAGACUCGGCCCACCCGCCUACCGGUCAUGCCGCAGCCCUGCCUCAUGCUUCGCCCGCGCCCGCCCAGGCCGUUCCAGCUCAGCCUGCGGCCCCGCAGAGGUCGGUGGAGGAGGACCUUGAGAUUCAGAAGAAGGUUAUGCGUGAAAGACUCGAGCUCGCCAGGCAACGCCGAAGGGACGAAGAGGCUCGCGAAGAAGCCGAGAAGCAAAAGCGCAUCAAAGCUCGACUCGACGCCAUGGGCCCUGCCCCCGAACGCAAGAGCGCCAAGGAGGCUUCGAAGGAGGAAGGCGCGCAUCCUGCCCAUAUGCAACAACGUCAAGGCUCUGGAGGCUCAGACCCCACAACCCACCCUAAGGAAUCCGCAACAACCUCCAACACUUCUACCACUACUACAGCGACGACGCCUGGCACGGCUUUCAGUACCAUCGACAAGUCUGCCGCCGAUACGUCGCCCAAGGCUGUCGCUGAACAGCCAACCGCUAUGAAGGCUUCCGUGCCCCCGCAUCUGCGUGCAGCAGAGAACAAGUCUGCCGGCGACAACUUCGUCCCUCCUCAGCUCCGAGAUAAAUCGAAUAACAGCAGCAACCCAUCGUGGGGUUCCGCUGCGCCUUCUCAACCUGAACGCUUCAGUACCGCUACAUGGGGACCUCCUCCAGCCCCGCAGGCUGCAGGAAGCGUUUGGGCUCCCAAUACACGGGGGUCGGCAAUGGCACCGCCCUUGCUCCCGGGUGGCUCGCCUGCCUCGCAGUCCCGCACCUCCCGCUUCUUCCCCACAAGGGAUAUCCGACUCGAGUCAGCUGGCCCGGCUGAGCCGGGACGAUCAACAUCGCCCUCGCCCCCACCCCCCGAUAUGCUCGGCCAUCCCGCAUUUGACGGUGAUGCGCUGCACCCCCAUGUUUCUCUGCCGCGACCCCAACCCGUCGUCCGACUUCCUCCGUCAGCGGCCGCUUCCAACAACGGCCCGAGGUCAGGACCACAGUUUUCGUGGGCCAACCCGGCCCCUUACAGAGAUGGAGCCCCUCCCCCUCCCCAAGGCGCUCGGCGUCCCAGCAACGAGUGGGCGCACUCUCGGCCAAGUGGGGGAGAUCACAGCCACAAGAGCGCCGGACAGACUGUCUGGGGUGACAAGUUCCGCGACCUCUUCUCCGACCGAAAGGCCCCUUCAGCCCGCCAUCCGAUCCACACCGGUCAAAGCAUUGGGGAGGCCUCACAGGAUGCUGCUCGGGGCUUCGCCUCUGCCAAGAAGCGGUUCCGCGACAGCCAGCGUUUCCUGACGACCAAGCCAGUCUCGGAGAGCUGCUUCGAGGAGCAGGAGAUGGGCUCUCUGCCUCUGAUCCGCAUGCCGAGGGAGAUGCCUGAUGCAGCUUGGCACCCCGCGCCGCCUCCGGAGCGACCUGCGCCGAGACGCUUCAACAUUAUUGAGAUCACGUCUGCGCCUCAGUUUUGGAUCCCGCAAGACGUGGGACAGGGAGGUCCCGAAUACCAUAUCUUCCUCCCCGGCAUGAACGCGCUCAAGUCGGUUCCCGCACCAGCGCUGCGCUCCCGGAGCAACCCUCGACGCGGUUCCGGACGAGGACCUCGCGCGUCAGCGGCGCCCCGUGGAGGCGGUCUGAAGACGCGAGACAGCACCUCUAGCGAUGUCCCGCCACCGACGGCGACACGCGGCGGCCGCGGCGGUUACCGAGGCCGAGGGUCAGACUGGACCCGACGCGGCACUCCCACUCACGCGGCCUAG